AUUUCUGAAAUUAGAAAUUUCUAAUUGAUAAAUGAGUUUUAAUUUAGUCAGGGAAGGUUGGCGAUCGUGAAAUCGGAAGCCCUGGUUUAGGACUGAGCUCAUAAACCUCAGAUCAGAGUAACAGAUUAAAUCCAUGGCAGCGAUUUACAGCCUCUACAUCAUCAAUAAAUCUGGCGGUCUCAUUUUCUAUAAGGAUUAUGGAUCAGCGGGAAGAAUGGAUACAAACGACAGUUUGAGGUUAGCGAGUCUGUGGCACUCUAUGCACGCAAUCUCGCAGCAGCUCUCUCCCGUUUCCGGCUGCUUUGGAAUCGACCUUCUUCAGGCUGAUACUUUCGAUCUUCACUGUUUUCAAUCUCUUACUGGUACAAAAUUCUUUGUGGUUUGUGAGCCCGGAACUCAGCAUAUGGAGAAUCUGUUGAAACAUAUAUAUGAGUUAUACACAGAUUUUGUCUUGAAGAACCCUUUCUACGAGAUGGAAAUGCCAAUUCGAUGCGAGUUGUUUGACAUAAGUUUGGCACAGGCAGUACAGAAGGAGCGAGUCGCCUUAUUGGGGAGAUGACCUGCUAGCAGGGAAAGGAAUCUCGUGUGCGUCCUGUAUACUUAGCCCGUUUAUGUUAUUGUUGAGCGUUCUGUUUUGAAAACAAUGAUAGAAGGCGGCUAGGUGAUUCGGUUUCAGUAAACUCAGAUUUGUAUAUGCGACGACUAUGUUGCUUGUGGAGACUGAUUCUUUGAUAAUUCGGAUUCUUGAAA
Molecule: messenger RNA, 750 nt
Organism: Salvia splendens (bonfire salvia)
Lineage: Eukaryota; Viridiplantae; Streptophyta; Magnoliopsida; Lamiales; Lamiaceae
Product: trafficking protein particle complex subunit 4-like
Exons: 3
Coding region: 134-559 (141 amino acids)
Biological process (GO): endoplasmic reticulum to Golgi vesicle-mediated transport
Cellular component (GO): TRAPP complex
Source: RefSeq, a predicted model, not a curated record